Messenger RNA from Branchiostoma floridae (Florida lancelet), 1026 nucleotides. RefSeq names its product zinc finger protein OZF-like. NCBI's taxonomy places the organism in Eukaryota, Metazoa, Chordata, Leptocardii, Amphioxiformes, Branchiostomatidae. The transcript has 2 exons. Gene Ontology annotation, biological process: regulation of transcription by RNA polymerase II. Gene Ontology annotation, molecular function: DNA-binding transcription factor activity, RNA polymerase II-specific; RNA polymerase II transcription regulatory region sequence-specific DNA binding. Gene Ontology annotation, cellular component: nucleus. Bases 1 to 1026 code for a protein of 341 amino acids. The record is from RefSeq and is a predicted model, not a curated record.
AUGGCGUCGUCUGCUGAAGUUGUAGUACAUGCUGAUCCUCAGCCCCCUGAGACAGCAGCAAAUGCUCAGCCCCUGGCCCCUGAGACAGCAGCAGAUCCUCAGCCCCUGGCCCCUGACACAGCAGCUCAUCCUCAGCCCCUGGCCCGUGACACAGCAGCUCAUCCUCAGCCCCUGGCCCCUGACACAGCAGCUCAUCCUCAGCCCCUGGCCCGUGACACAGCAGCUCAUCCUCAGCCCCUGGCCCCUGACACAGCAGCUCAUCCUCAGCCCCUGGCCCCUGACACAGCAGCUCAUCCUCAGCCCCUGGCCCCUGAGACAGCAGCUCAUCCUCAGCCCCUGGCCCCUGAGACAGCAGCUCAUCCUCAGCCCCUGGCCCCUGACACAGUAGCUGACAAAGCAGUCUAUCACUGCCAGGCCUGCCAGAAGACUUUUAAAAGUAAACCUGGUUUAAGACGUCACCAAAUAGGUUUCCACGACAACAACCACCCUUUCAGGUGUCAUGAGUGUGGUAAAGGCAUGUUUAGCCGACUCAGACUCGCAGAGCAUACUGCGAAGCAUCAACAAAUGGGGCUCAAGAAAUGUAAGAUUUGCAGGAAAGCUCCAAGAAGCGUGUCAGGCCUGCGGUACCAUGAACAGCUGCACAACAACGACCCACCACUUCACAAGUGUGACUUGUGCGAGAGGACUUUCACGAUAAAGAAAAACAAGACUGAGCACAUGAGAACACACACGACAGAGUACACAUGCGACACAUGCGGCAAAAAGUUCAAAAGCAAAAAGUCUGUGGCUGCUCAUCUGAAAUACGCGCACUCAGACAAUGCCAUAGACUUUACAUGCACUGAGUGUUGGAAAACCUUCAAAAGAAAGCAGUACCUUAAACAACACCAAGCCACUCACUCGGAAACCAGGCACUUCACAUGUGACAAGUGUGGGAAACAGUUCAAAACCAAGCAAAAUCUGCAGAAACAUCAAGGCAGCAAAAACUGUGGAGUUACGCCGAAUACUGGAGACAGCAUUUGGGAGUAG